CAAAACCGGGCGGCGGCGAGGUCAGGCAGUGGGCAGCAGACUCCUCUUGCACGCCUGCGCCCCGCGCCCCUGCCCGCAGGCACCAUGAGCGGCCGAGUCGGGAACCUGAGCCCCCAGCAGCAGGAGGCACUGUCCAGGUUCCGAGAUAACCUCCAGGACCUGCUGCCUGCCCUGCCCAAUGCUGAUGACUACUUCCUCCUGCGCUGGCUUCGAGCUCGGAACUUUGACCUGCAGAAAUCUGAGGGCAUGCUCCGGAAGCACAUGGUGUUCCGGAAGCAACAGGACCUGGACAACAUCCUCAAGUGGCAGCCCUCGGAGGUGAUCCGGCUGUACGACUCAGGUGGUCUGUGUGGCUAUGACUAUGAAGGCUGCCCCGUGUGGUUCGACAUCAUCGGGAUGCUUGACCCCAAGGGUCUCCUCCUGUCAGUCUCCAAGCAGGAGCUGAUCUGGAAGCGUAUCAAGGUCUUAGAGCUGCUUUUGCAGGAGUGUGAGCUGCAGAGUCAGAAGCCAACUCCUAUCCAGCCCAUGCCCUUGGUAGUCACUCUCUAUAGUCAAGUCCUCUCUGGUCCAGCUUCCGAGGUAGUUUCAUGUGUUCCAGCCCCCAAGCUGUUCCCUGUGGCCUUCAACUUGGUCAAGUCAUUCUUGAGUGAGGAGACUCGAAGGAAGAUAAUGAUUCUGGGAGGCAACUGGAAGCAGGAGCUGCCGAAGUUCAUCAGCUCCGACCAGCUGCCUGUGGAGUUCGGGGGCACCAUGACUGACCCUGAUGGCAACCCCAAGUGCUUGACCAAGAUCAACUACGGGGGCGAGGUGCCCGAGAGCUACUACCUGCACAACCAGGUGAGGGUCCAGCACGAGCACACAGUGGCCGUGGGCCGCGGCUCCUCCCUGCAGGUGGAGGACGAGAUCCUGUUCCCGGGCUGUGUGCUCAGGUGGCAGUUUGCGUCAGAAGGGGCAGACAUCAGCUUUGGGGUUUUCUUUAAGACCAAGAUUGGGGAGCGGCAGCGGGCAGGGGAGAUGACGGAGGUGCUGCCCAGCCAGCGCUACAACGCCCACAUGGUACCUGAGGCCGGCAGCCUCACCUGCCACAAGGCCGGCGUCUACGUCCUGCGCUUCGACAACACCUACAGCCUGAUGCGCGCCAAGAAGGUCAGCUACACCGUGGAUGUGCUGCUCCCCGACAGGGCCUCUGAGGAGAAGAUUCAGAGUCUUGAAGUGGCGAGACCAUCCCCAGUGCAAUGAAGGCUCCUGCUGCUCCUAUGCCUGUGCUCCAGCCCCUUUGCACCCACUCCCUGUCCUCUGCCUUCCCAGGCAGGGUGGCGCUGGAGGUGACCGCAGAGAGCUGUGUGCCCCACACGGCCUCCUCAGCUCCUUGUGGGUCCACCUGGCCCAUUGGCCAAGCAGUGUGUAGGCCGCUCUGAGGAUCCAGACAGGGACCCCGUCUACUGAUUACAGAAAUAAGAACCCUGAGGAUGAACCUCUGAGGAGGGUCUGGCUGUAGAAGCUGCCCUUGUAUCCCUCCUAACAAGGUCCACCCAUCCCAGGACUCCACCACACCUGGCAUCCUAGCCUGGGGGCACGUGCAUGGGCCUCAGGCCCGCAGGAGUGCAGCUUGAGUCCCAAAGAUCAGGAAAGCCCCAUUGUCUGCACCGAGGGGCUUGGCAGAGAUAGUCAGGGCCAGCUGGAGGGAGCUGGGUGGAGGGAUCUCUGUUAUGACAGAGCUUUGAGGCCCAUCCGGUUGCCCUGCAUCUGGAGGGAAAGUCAGAAAUGGAGAGUGAGACUUGGCAGGGAUAACCAUCCAGAGGAAAAGCCAUGCUCAGCCUUGCACAGAACCGAGUGGGUGAAGACCGAGUCGCUCAGGAUCCCAGUGACCGCCUCCCCUCCCCACCUGCUGAGAUCUGGCCCCAUUCUGGCUCUGAGUCAGGCCAGGACCAAAGCAGACCUGCAGUUAGGUGGGACAUGCUCGGGUAAGGUGACUGUGCUGGGGUGCAGGGUGUGGAGCAGCCAUCCCCGGUGCUCAGCUUUGAUCCGACUUGGCUCUUGGAGAUCCAUCAAGCUCUUCUUCCAUCCUGAUGUCUUGAUCAAGGGGAGGCUGAAAGUCAGCCGCCAACUCUCCCUACCCCAGAGCCAACCCCCAUCCAGCAACUGGUCAGUGAUGGCUUCUGUUGCCCAAAGGCUGCUCUCCUGGUGCCCACAGCCCAGUUAGGACCACGCCCCCUCUGCUGGAUGGAAAGUGCCCCACAGAGCAGACCUUUUCUGGGAAUGAACCAAGAAGCUGCUGAGCUGGGUAUGGUUUUGCAGGUUGUCUCCAGGCAGCAAUGAAGCCAUCGACUGGCCUGGAAGCCCAGGCUGUACUGCCUGACCCCUCCCCACCCUGCCUCCUGCCCUCUGGCUGGACCAGGCCAAUGGCCACCAGCACCGCCAAAGACCUGGCCCUGGGCUGCCCAGCGCUGGGCUCCAGACCCCUGCCACUGCUCCCCUUGUCUCUCCUGUACUGCUGUCCACAGGAUAAAGUAGUGCUGCCCACA
This is a messenger RNA of Manis javanica (Malayan pangolin), 2525 nucleotides long. The record is from RefSeq and is a predicted model, not a curated record. NCBI's taxonomy places the organism in Eukaryota, Metazoa, Chordata, Mammalia, Pholidota, Manidae.